AUGGGGAUAGCAAGCUUAAUCCUUCGUCUGCAUAUCUUUAUGAUUUUCUUUUCGUUUGAAGUAUCUUCUCAAACUUGCUCAGUUAAAUCCACCCCAAAAGAGAGACCCACCAAAAAGUUCAACAAAUUUGAAAAAUCGUUUCUUAACGGUACCGUUGUUCACGAGUUGCAUGUUAAAGAUGCGAUGGAGUGUGGGUUAUCGUGCUUGCAAGAAGAUCUGUGUGCUUCCUAUAACAUGGCGCGGAAACCAUCGCCAGGGCUUCGCUACAUUUGCGCGUUGCUAUCUAUGCGAAUUGGCAAUCUUGGCGCAGAGCUGGUGAAGAGCGACACCUUUGACCACUUCAGUAAUAAGUUCCACUGCUAUGCUGACAAUGGUCGAAAUGCAUCGGAUUUCUGUGGGGGCACGUGUCGUGACAUUAAACUCAGGCACCCGCCAGCCCCCAGCGGAUAUUACGUCAUCGACCCCUCAGGUGAUCUUGGAGAGCCACCUUUUCCCGUAUUUUGUGACAUGAUGUCACACAACGGUAUUGGCGUGACCGUGGUUGGUCAUGAUAGCGAGGGACGAACCCACGUCAAUGGUUAUAAAGGUGCUGGGUCAUACUCGCGUGACAUCACGUACGACUUCACAAGUGUCACACAGUUAAAAGAAUUGACAACUAGGUCGAGCUACUGCGGACAGUUCAUCAAAUACGAGUGCAAAAACUCAGCUUUGUAUUUUUACCCAUGGAGCACUUGGUGCAAUUGGUGGGUGUCACGUGACGGCCAAAAGAUGACGUCAUGGGGUGGUGCUCCGACUGGCAGCAACAAGUGCGCAUGCGGGAUGACGGGCACGUGCGCCAAUCCCGCCUAUCGAUGCAACUGCUCGAGUAAUGAUGACACAUGGCGAGAAGAUAGUGGCUUACUCACCGAUAAGGACACACUGCCUGUCAUUCAGCUGAGGGCAGGGGAUACUGAUGGAAGUACGGAGGAUGGGUACCUCACUUUAGGCAAGCUAAUGUGUUACUAAACAUAAUAUGUACCGUACACUUGGAGACCUGAUGUGUUACUGAACAUAAUCUGUACUGUACACUACGGUACACUUGCCGAACGGAUGUGUUACUGAACAUAAUCUGCACCGUACAAUUGGAGAACUGAUGUGUUAAUAAACAUAAUUGUCCCAUACACUUUGAGAACAGAUGUGUUACUGAACACAAUCUGUACCGUACGCUACCGUACACUUGGCGAACUGAUGUGUUACUGAACAUAAUCUGUACAGCACACUUGGAGAACUGAUGUGUUACUGAACAUAAUCUGUACCGUACACUUGGCGAACUGAUGUGUUACUGAACAUAAUAUGUAUCGUACACUUGCCGAACUGAUGUGUUAAUGAAUAUUAUCUGCACCGUACACUUGGAAAAAAGAUGUGUUAAUAAACAUAAUUGUACCAUACACUUUGAGAACAGAUGUGUUACUGAACACAAUCUGUACCGUACGCUACCGUACACUUGGCGAACUGAUGUGUUACUGAACAUAAUCUGUAUCGUACACUUGGCGAACUGAUGUGUAUCUGAGCAUAAUCUGUACAGUACACUUGGAGAACUGAUGUGUUACUUAACAUAAUCUGUACUGUACACUUGGCGAACAGAUGUGUUACUGAACACAAUCUGUACCGUACACUUGGCGAACUGAUGUGUUACUGAACAUAAUCUGUAUCGUACACUUAGAGAACUGAUGUGUUACUGAACACAAUCUGUACUGUACACUACGGUACACUUGCCGAACUAAUGUGUCAAUGAACAUAAUCUUCACCGUACACUUGGAAAAAAGAUGUGUUAAUAAACAUAAUUGUACCUUA
Nematostella vectensis (starlet sea anemone) is the source of this 1833-nucleotide messenger RNA. RefSeq names its product contactin-associated protein-like 2. NCBI's taxonomy places the organism in Eukaryota, Metazoa, Cnidaria, Anthozoa, Actiniaria, Edwardsiidae. Gene Ontology annotation, molecular function: extracellular matrix structural constituent. The coding region runs from base 1 to 1005 and encodes 334 amino acids. The record is from RefSeq and is a predicted model, not a curated record. The transcript is spliced from 3 exons.